Molecule: messenger RNA, 510 nt
Organism: Rhizophagus irregularis DAOM 181602=DAOM 197198
Lineage: Eukaryota; Fungi; Glomeromycota; Glomeromycetes; Glomerales; Glomeraceae
Source: RefSeq, a predicted model, not a curated record
AUGAAUAAUAUUAAUCCUUCACAAAAUAAUCUUGGUGAUAAUAAUAUUGGAUUUAAUAAUUAUCCCGCUAAUUUACCACAAACUGCUUCAACAAAUAUUGACUACAAUGAUGCUACUUACAAUAAUAAUACCGCGAUGAACAACAACGAUAAUAAUUUUUCCGCACGUAUUCCUGAUUCUAAUUAUCAGCCCUAUAAUGCUUCAAACAACAACAACACUACUAUUCCUCCCUCGCAAUCCACAUCCAAUCCUAUUUUUAACAAUAGCGGUAAUAUUCCUCAUCAACAAUACGCCACUUCGAGCAAUACUCCACAUCAUAAUUAUCAACAACCCUCGUCCACAUCAAAUCCUCAGUCUAAUGUUUUACCUUUGUUUAAUUCACUUGGCAUUAAUAUUAAUUCUUUUCAGGCAAAUCUUAUUAUUAUUAUGCCAGUAGAUAAUUCAAAUAUUCAAGAUCGUCUUCAACAAAUUUUGAAUCAUUCUUCAUCAACAAAUAAUUCACGAACUUGA